This is a messenger RNA of Ochlerotatus camptorhynchus, 493 nucleotides long. Its product is annotated as cuticle protein 19-like. The record is from RefSeq and is a predicted model, not a curated record. The coding region runs from base 143 to 487 and encodes 114 amino acids. Gene Ontology annotation, cellular component: extracellular matrix. The transcript is spliced from 2 exons. NCBI's taxonomy places the organism in Eukaryota, Metazoa, Arthropoda, Insecta, Diptera, Culicidae.
AGCAGAUAAUGGAAAUUUGAAAACAAGUCAAACAAUCACAAACCACUAUAAAAGUUUUACAGCUAAUUGGAUUUGGCAUCAGUUUACAAGAGGCGUUCCAACAAUCAGCAUUACAAACCCCACCAAACACAGGAAAUCCAAGAUGUUCAAGAUCAUCGCUCUGGUUGCCUGUCUGGCCGUUGUUGCCUCCGCCCAGUACUACGAAGGAGAUCACGGUCAGCAUGAGGAUCACUAUCAUUCCCACCCAAAGUACAAGUUCGAGUACGGCGUCAAGGAUGGACACACCCACGAUCACAAGAGCGCUUGGGAGCACCGCGAUGGAGAUGUCGUGAAGGGACAGUACACUCUGGAUGAGGCCGAUGGCACCCACCGCGUCGUGGACUACAGCUCGGACCACAAGGGAGGAUUCCAGCCACAUGUGCAGCGCGUCGGACAUGCCCACCACCCACAUGGAGAGAGCUACGCCAACAUCGAUCAGCACUAUUGAAGAUAG